This is a messenger RNA of Rotaria socialis, 216 nucleotides long. The record is from the annotation of a GenBank genome assembly. Lineage: Eukaryota; Metazoa; Rotifera; Eurotatoria; Philodinida; Philodinidae.
AUGUCAUCAAAUAAUUCAUCGUCUUCAUCAUCAUCGUCAGCAACAACAACAAAUUCGAAUACAGAUAGUGCAUAUGAAUCAUCAUUAGAUCAGUUACGUUCAUUAUUGCCUGAUUCAAAUGCAAAAGGCAUGUCGGAUUAUGAUGUUGUUCGAUCAGCGACUGAUUACAUUCAAACAUUAAUGAAAGAUACUGGCAAUUCGAAUUCAUCUGAUUGA